AUGAGUACAGGAAAGAUUGAAAAUGCGGAAUCCAAGGCUAUGAUUUUACUCUUGGGUUUACGGAGAGGUGGUAAGUCAUCCAUAUGUAAAGUACUAUUCCAUAAUAUGCAACCACUGGACACGUUGUAUUUGGAAUCGACUUCCAAUCCUACCAUGGAACAUUUUUCCACCUUGAUUGACCUCGCAGUCAUGGAACUUCCAGGUCAAUUGAAUUAUUUUGAGCCAAGCUACGAUUCUGAAAGACUGUUCAAGAGCGUUGGCGGUCUUGUAUACGUCAUUGAUUCCCAGGAUGAGUAUAUGAAUGCGAUUACGAAUCUAGCGAUGAUAAUAGAAUACGCAUACAAAGUGAAUCCCAACAUAAAUAUCGAAGUGUUGAUUCACAAAGUUGACGGGCUAAGUGAAGAUUUCAAAGUCGAUGCGCAACGUGAUAUCAUGCAACGGACCGGAGAAGAACUGCUAGAAUUGGGGCUAGAUGGUGUACAAGUAUCUUUUUACCUCACAUCAAUUUUUGAUCACUCAAUCUACGAGGCGUUUUCUCGUAUUGUACAAAAACUGAUACCCGAGUUAUCGUACUUAGAAAACAUGCUUGACAACUUAAUCCAACACUCCAAAAUCGAGAAGGCUUUCCUUUUCGAUAUAAACUCUAAGAUAUACGUUUCCACCGAUUCCAGUCCCGUUGACAUUCAAAUGUAUGAAGUAUGUGCUGAGUUUGUCGAUGUCACCAUAGACCUGUUUGACCUAUACAAAGACUCUCAACAAAACGAACAGAAAGACAAGAACAGUAAAGCAGUGCAUAAUCGUCCGCGAGAGUUAAAAAACGUGUCGCAACUGGGAAACGACGUUAUCAUAUAUUUGAAACAGAUGAUUCGUGGACUAGCAUUAGUCGCAGUGAUCAGACCCAACGGUGCGGAUCCAGAGAGUUGUCUAACAGUCGCAGACUAUAAUGUAGAUAUACUCAAGAAAGGACUUGAAGAAAUAUGGGCUAACGCGAGAAUCCACCCUAAAGAGUCCUCUUAG
Molecule: messenger RNA, 1017 nt
Organism: Torulaspora delbrueckii
Lineage: Eukaryota; Fungi; Ascomycota; Saccharomycetes; Saccharomycetales; Saccharomycetaceae
Gene: GTR2
Product: Gtr2p
Exons: 1
Coding region: 1-1017 (338 amino acids)
Biological process (GO): cellular response to starvation; cellular response to amino acid stimulus; positive regulation of TOR signaling
Cellular component (GO): nucleus; Gtr1-Gtr2 GTPase complex; fungal-type vacuole membrane
Molecular function (GO): GTPase activity; GTP binding
Source: RefSeq, a predicted model, not a curated record